GACACUAUUAAUUGGGAGAAUAUUUUUCAAAUUCAAGAUGGACACUUACUCUUAAGGAUAGAGAUUUUAAAUCUAGAGGGUAUACAUCAGUUGCAGGGUCCCAUCCAAGUUGCAAGCCUUCCUUGUCUUAAAAACUUAAAAGUGUCAAAUUGUAAUGAGCUGAAAUCUCUCUUCUCUUCUCUACUUGCUCGAAAUUUGCCGCAAUUGAAAAUUUUGAAUAUAGAGUAUUGUGAGAAGCUGGAAGAAAUCAUUGAAAUGGACCAAACUUCAAUAGCAUCAUCAUCACAGGGUCAUCUCCAAACUAUAUCCUUCCCUAGUCUUCAAGACAUACGGAUUUCUGGGUGCAGCAAUUUGAAAAGCUUGUUUCCUAUUAGUGUCACCCCUUCUUUCGCCAACCUCGUGAGCAUCGAAAUUACAGGGCCUUCUAAACUAGAGCAAGUCUUUGGGUAUCAAGGUGAACUAGACAUUGAAGACGAUCAAAAGGGAAUAGUGCUCCCUCAAUUAAGAGAAGUGACUCUUUUUGAGCUAUCAGACCUAAAGAGUUUUGCUCCAACUGGUUGUCAUUUCCGAUUCCCUUCUAUGUGGUCGUUUAAAAUAACCAAAUCUCCCAAGCUGACCACAAGUGUCAUCAUGGAUUCAAAACAUCCUGUGCCUGCCAUAACAGAGGAACCCCAACAAGUUCAGAAUAAUACAACAGAAGGUUUCACCACAAUGGAAGAAAUAGUUGAUAAUCAAACCACUUACAAUGAUAUAAUUUGGAGCAUUUGGGAAGAUCAAGUACCACAAUAUAUGACUGUGGGAGAAACAAGGAUAACGUUACACAAGGAAGUGAAAAAUUCAGGAGAAACUUGUUAGCUAAGCAGGUGAUUGAUACUUGAUUGUGCUCAUCAUCAUUUGAGCUUUCUGUUUUAUGGUGCCGUCAACUGAUUGGAUCUCUGCUUUUUCAGCUUUACUUUGCAGUGAAGAAGUAAUUUACUCUAUGUUGCAUUGCAUUUGCUUGUUUGAUAUUGUGAAAUAAAGCCAUAUUUAGCCAUUCAUUUAAGACAAACUUCAUGUAUUUUUUUUUUUUUUAAUAUUUGGACUCGAACUCAAGCUUGCAUAUCUCAUAAAUCCUCUUCUUAUCACUUGGCCAAGAGAUUGGUGGCAAAAUUCAUUUACUCUUUAAGAAACAUGUUUUUUUUGUGUUCAGUUUAGUUUGCUGGUUCUUUAUUAGUUGCUUGUAGCAGCUUGAAUGGAUGAGUAAUACAUAGUUAUGUCUACUUGCAUGUCAUAGAUAGUUUUCUAUGCUUGUUUUUAUUGUGGUGA
Molecule: messenger RNA, 1305 nt
Organism: Durio zibethinus
Lineage: Eukaryota; Viridiplantae; Streptophyta; Magnoliopsida; Malvales; Malvaceae
Source: RefSeq, a predicted model, not a curated record